Miscanthus lutarioriparius is the source of this 1581-nucleotide messenger RNA. The record is from the annotation of a GenBank genome assembly. Lineage: Eukaryota; Viridiplantae; Streptophyta; Magnoliopsida; Poales; Poaceae.
AUGGCUUUUGCCGCAAGGCUGAAUCUGAGAAUGCAGAAAGAGAUUAAACUUCUACUGGAUGAUCCACCCCAUGGGGUUUCUCUUAAUCUUUCUGAAGAUGAAAAUGUCUUAUCAUCAUUAUCAAGUAUUGAAGCCAGAAUUGAGGGUCCUGAGGGGACGGUUUAUGCUAAUGGAGUUUUCAUUCUGAAGAUACAAAUUCCUGAAAGGUAUCCUUUUCAACCACCCAAUGUGACUUUUGUUACUCCCAUUUAUCAUCCCAAUAUUGACAAUGGAGGACGCAUUUGCCUUGAUAUUCUGAAUUUACCCCCAAAGGGAGCCUGGCAACCAUCACUCAAUAUUGCUACUGUUUUGACAAGUAUUGGCUUGCUGCUAAGUGAUCCAAACCCGGAUGAUGGGUUGAUGGCUGAAAUAAGUCGAGAAUACAAAUACAACGGACAAGUUUUUGACAUAAAUGCUCGGUUAUGGACAGAGAAGUAUGCUAGUCCUGCUGCUGUUGCUGCUAGUGGUUGGGGUUCUGUAGAUGCUGGUGUCCUGGCACAGAAUACACAAAUGGAGGACACAGAUAGCCUGGGAUCACUGCCAAAUACUUCUCAAAAAGUUUGUGAAGGGAGUCAAAGGAAGAUGCGGUUACUGGGACAAAAGUUAUCACUAAAGUCUGGAAGAUCUGAAGAGAGUAUGAAAACUGUCAAGCAAGAUCCAGUUCCUAGCCACUUACCAUCCAUGGCAGGAUCCACCUAUCCUAAUGCUUGUUUUUCUGAUGCUUCAGGCAGACAGAAUGAUACAUCAGAGAACAUGUCUGUCAAUACUGCUAGUGGAGUGGUUUCAAAGAAAGGUCACCAAGGCAAUAAAAAGGAUUUGCAGUUACCUGGCCAGAAUCUUUCUGUUACCUCAGAAGCCUCUUGCAAAAGCAGUGAUGGCAGUGAUAUGUUACCUAAUCAUCUUCCAACAUAUGCAUCUGCUGCUAAAGACCACGCCAUGCAAUCAUCUGAUGGCAUUUUAGAGAAUAGUUCGGCAAGGAGAAUUGGUGGAUCAUCAGCUAGUACCUAUACAGCACCGGAAGGAAACCGAAGGAAUGUCAGGGCACUGAAGUUGUCACUGAAAUCAGUGAAGCCUGAAAAGAAAAACGACAAUCAAAAUGAAAAUAUGGCUCCAAACCAUCUGUCUUCACAGUCAGGCUUUAGCUAUUUGCAGAAAAGACCCUUAGAUGCUGUUUCAAGGAAAAAGUUCAGCGGAGGUCCUGCACUGGUUCAACAGAAUCCUAACACUGAACAGCAACCGUCAAACACUAACAUGGUAUCAAAUCAAGAGUGCAAUCAAGCAGCAGCAAUCCCCAAAGGUGAGCCCGUGGCACCCAAUGAACUCCCAUUGUCGGCACCAGCAGUCCUGAAAAGUCAAUCCAAGGCUCUUGGCUUCGCUGGUGGACAGAAAGACUCCUGCUCAGACAAUUCCUCCGCCAAAGAAAACACAGUUGCCAUCGAGAAGGUCGUCGUUUCAGAUAGUGAAGACAGCGCGGACGAACGUGAAAAGCCCCCAAGAUCAAGGCUGUCAUUGAUGCGGAGACGAUUGGCUGGAAAGUUUUGA